Messenger RNA from Manacus vitellinus (golden-collared manakin), 509 nucleotides. RefSeq names its product family with sequence similarity 183 member A (gene CFAP144). Bases 10 to 291 code for a protein of 93 amino acids. Gene Ontology annotation, cellular component: ciliary base. The record is from RefSeq and is a predicted model, not a curated record. Lineage: Eukaryota; Metazoa; Chordata; Aves; Passeriformes; Pipridae. The transcript is spliced from 4 exons.
CACAAGGAGAUGCGGCACCAGAAGCUCUACACGCAGUACACCGUGAACCCGCUCCAACCCGUUUACACAGUCACCAGGAAGCCAAUGUCUUGGCAUGACAAUAUAGACGAGCCAACAGAUGACGAGUUCCUGAAACUUUUUCACCGCGCAGCACUGCAGCCAAGACAGAAAUAUUCAGAGCCGCAAACUGAAAGCCAAGAAAUUGGCUGGAACACAACACCUCUGAUUCCUGUGGACCGUAAUGAUUGCAGACUCCACUUCCCACGCCGGAAAACCGAGUUCACUACAUAAAUGGCUGCCCUGGGGCAUGGGGAGGAGGAGAGUAAGAACCUUCAGUAGUAGGGGGGAAAGCCACAAACUCAGAUAGACAUCUAAUGUGUUAGGCCUGCUUGUUAAUAGGCAAGUCUGGUAGACUUCUAGUAACAGACAAUAGAAAAGGGAAGGGAGAACCUCAGUCUGUCCAGAUUUGCAGCCUGACAACACUGACAGAAAUAAACUUAUAAGACUGC